This is a messenger RNA of Pantherophis guttatus, 1873 nucleotides long. RefSeq names its product ADP-ribosyltransferase 1 (gene ART1). Gene Ontology annotation, molecular function: NAD+-protein-arginine ADP-ribosyltransferase activity; NAD+ poly-ADP-ribosyltransferase activity. The record is from RefSeq and is a predicted model, not a curated record. Lineage: Eukaryota; Metazoa; Chordata; Lepidosauria; Squamata; Colubridae.
CAGCUGAGAAGAGCCACCGAGGCAGGCAAAGGGCUGGAAGAAGGAAAGAGGACGCAGCCACAUAGCCCAUCGUUCCCAGCCUGUACAGAGAGAGUGCUGCUCAGUUUAAUGGGAGAAGAAUCCCUGCAGCUCAGGAGGAUCUGUGGGGGGAUCAAGAGAUCAUUCUGAAAGAGACCUAUAAGCACCCAGAUCUCUUUUGUAUGUCACAGAGAAUCCAGAUCACGUGACGUGAGUGAAGAAUGAGGCGUCUGUGCUCCCCAGCAUCUCUGGAGCUAUGUUUGAUGUGGCUGCUUAUGGGGAAUGUUCAGGUCUUUGCUUUCCCACUCAAAAUAAGAAGAGACCUCUUCUCUGUCAAGGAGGUGCUUCUCAAUAUGGCCGCGACGUCUUUCGAUGACCAAUACAAGGGUUGCGUGGAGUUGAUGGAGGCAGAAGUGGCGGAGCUGAACCGCACAGAGUUUGCCACCAACAGAGUCUACGCCGAUGCCUGGGCAGAGGCGGCCUCCAUGUGGAAAGAGAGAAAGGCCUCUUUCUCGGAGUCCUCCACCCUGAAACCAGAGCACGCCAUCGCCCUCAUGGCCUACACUGUCCAAGGCCGCUUCCACAAGGACUUCAACGCAGCCGUGAGGGAAGCUGGGCGCACCAGGGACGACUACCUCAACCACUUCCAUUUCAAGGCCUUCCACUUUCUCCUGACGCGAGCCCUUCACCUCCUGGGCAUCACCGCUGAGCCUCGAUGCCACAAGGUCUAUCGGGGCGUCAGGAACGUCCGCUUCACUUCCGAGCGCGCCAAGCUGGUCCGCUUUGGACAAUUCACCUCAUCCUCGCGGAGCAACGAGAGCGCUCUGCGCUUUGGCACAGAUAGCUUCUUCACCAUUGAGACCUGCUACGGCGUCAACAUCAAGAAUUAUUCCUUCUUCCCAGGCGAGGAAGAGGUCCUCAUCCCUCCCUUUGAGAAGUUCAAGGUGGUCAACUUCACCAAGGCCCAAGAGACCAACUUCAUCCAUCUUCUCUCACUUGAAGAUGACAGCAUCUACAACUGCGUGUUUGUGAAAGAGAAAAAGUGCAGGACGCAGAAAUGCCUCUUCCGGUCAGGUGGAGGCUGGAGCCCUUUCUCCGCUGAAGAUCGAGCCCCACUCCUCCUCUGGGGUCCUCUCCUUGCUGUGGGGCUCCUUGGACCUCCGGGACUCCUGUGAUUUAACAGCUGGGGAGGGUCUCCCCACCCUUUUCUGAGGGGGCCACUCCAGAAGCAGCAGCAGCAGCAGAAGAGGCCGGUUGGUGUGGCCUCCGUAGGCCAAGAGGUGGCGCUUCCUUGCUCGAUUUUACUAAAUGAGGGAUGUCCAACUUUGGCAACUUUUGAAGACUUGUGGACUUCAACUCCCAGAAUUCCCCAGCCAGUCAUGAAUGAUAGAGUUGGAAGGGAGCAGAAAGAUCACCUAGAGUAGACCAGUGGUUCUCAACCUGGGCAUGCUGGCUGGGGAAUUCUGGGAGUUGAAGUCCACAGGUCUUAAAGUUGCUAAAGUUGGAGAGCCCUGCUUUAAAGCUUCAGUUGUGCAAAUUAGGAAACGGAGAGCUCUCUGCCUUCAGAAGAGGCAAUCAUGAAACGUCAGAAUUGUUCCUAGAAGAAACUUCAGAUGAUCAUCUCCAAAAUGACUGUCUAUCACAGUGACCAGGUCGUGAAGGGAUUUAGGAUGAACCGAUAUUACGUGAUAUGUUGGCUGGGUGCUGGUGGGAAGAAACACUGGAUCUUCUGGAAUGGUCCCCCAAAGCCAGUCUCUCUGACCACAACUGCCCAAUACUUGUAUACUUGACUUGGUUAUAGAACUAACCCAUUUCCCAGAUUUGGAAAUUCAAUAAACCCCAAACUAAUCAGCCA